Messenger RNA from Daphnia carinata, 860 nucleotides. RefSeq names its product zinc finger protein 511-like. Bases 107 to 820 code for a protein of 237 amino acids. The record is from RefSeq and is a predicted model, not a curated record. NCBI's taxonomy places the organism in Eukaryota, Metazoa, Arthropoda, Branchiopoda, Diplostraca, Daphniidae. The transcript has 3 exons.
GUUUGGCGGCCACUAGUAAAAAUCCCACGUCAAAACUAAGACUGCUUGGACAGUAGUCCCAAAUAAUCGAAGACAUUCAUAAUAUGUUAUUUAGAUCACAGCUAUAAUGUUUUCAGAAAAAACCGUUUCUCAGGUAAAUGAUACGUGCUGGUCAAAACUCGAAAAAUUCGCUGUUCAGAGAAGAUUCAUCGAUGAUGCUUACUACCAACCUGGAAACAAGUUGUGUCAAAGUGUUCUGGGUAAGAAAUCAGUAGUCAUAUUUGACAAUGAAGAUUUCCUUCAUCAACAAACAGAAAAGUUUAGGUGUCAUGUUCCUGCAUGUAUGAAAGUUUUCGAAACACUUAUUAGCUUUGAAGAUCACUAUAACACUCAGCAUCGGUAUGUUUGUGACACAUGCCACAAACGACUUCCAUCUCCUCAUCUUCUGGAUUUACACAUAUCUGAAACACAUGAUUCCUACUUUGCAGCACUGGCAGAAAGAAAACCCAUGUUCCAAUGCUUUGUUGAAAGUUGCAAUUUAAGAUUUUCAGACAAGAAGGAAAGACGCUCACAUUGCAUAGAAGUACAUAAAUUUCCUCCUGACUUCCGCUAUGAUUCUUCAAAAAAUGGAGAAAAGAAAAAGAAAAUAGUUCAGACAGAUUCCUCAGCAAGUACGUCGAAGCCAGGCAGAAUGUUGGGAUUCGGACAUACAUCGAACAGGGGUUUCUUUCGGAAUAGAGGUCGUGGAGGAACUCAUCGGAGUGAUAGAAAACCGCGAAGUACAAAUGAAGGAGAGGUGUCGAUGGCUGAUUUGGAAGAUGCGUUGCCAUCAAUGGAAUGACCGUGUACUGAUUGGCCAUUAUACCAUAAAACAUCAUAUU